This is a messenger RNA of Nannospalax galili (Upper Galilee mountains blind mole rat), 1379 nucleotides long. RefSeq names its product peroxiredoxin 3 (gene Prdx3). Bases 96 to 869 code for a protein of 257 amino acids. The transcript has 7 exons. Gene Ontology annotation, cellular component: mitochondrion; cytosol. Gene Ontology annotation, molecular function: thioredoxin peroxidase activity. Gene Ontology annotation, biological process: response to oxidative stress; cell redox homeostasis; hydrogen peroxide catabolic process. Lineage: Eukaryota; Metazoa; Chordata; Mammalia; Rodentia; Spalacidae. The record is from RefSeq and is a predicted model, not a curated record.
UAAGCCACACCUCCUCGCAAGUCCCGCCCACCACUUGCCCCGCCCCUCCCGCUCCUCGCUUCUGGGCCCUGGCGGUGGCUUUCGCGUGCGCGAAGAUGGCGGCUGCUGCGGGAAGGCUACUCCAGGCCUCGGUUGCUCGGCAUGUUAGUGCCAUUUCCCGGGGUUUUUCUGCCCCUGGAGCCCUGGGGUCUGUUGCUUCUAGAAGAACCGGCUUGACAAACAUACUAUGGUCUGGCUCUACUCAAGCAAAAUUUGCCUUUAGCACCAGUUCCUCAUCCCAUACUCCUGCUGUCACGCAGCAUGCACCCUAUUUUAAAGGCACAGCCGUUGUCAACGGAGAGUUCAAAGAGCUGAGCCUCGAUGACUUUAAAGGGAAAUACUUGGUGCUUUUCUUCUACCCUUUGGAUUUUACCUUUGUGUGUCCUACAGAAAUCGUUGCUUUCAGCGAUAAAGCCAAUGAAUUUCAUGAUGUGAACUGUGAUGUGGUUGGUGUUUCAGUGGAUUCCCACUUUACCCACCUUGCCUGGAUCAAUACUCCAAGGAAGGAUGGCGGUUUGGGCCACAUGAACAUCACACUAUUGUCAGAUCUAACUAAGCAAAUAGCCCGGGACUACGGGGUGCUGUUGGAAGGUUCUGGCAUUGCACUCAGAGGUCUCUUCAUAAUUGACCCCAAUGGUGUCAUCAAGCAUCUAAGUGUCAACGACCUCCCAGUGGGCCGCAGCGUGGAAGAAACCCUCCGUUUGGUGAAGGCAUUCCAGUUUGUGGAGACCCAUGGAGAAGUCUGCCCAGCCAACUGGACUCCUGAUUCUCCUACGAUUAAGCCAAGUCCUGCGGCUUCCAAAGAGUACUUUGAGAAGGUUCAUCAGUAGCUCAUCCCGUGUCCAGUGUUCACCUGCAGCUUCUCGUGCUAGAAAAGAGCCACAGCUGGAACCCUUUCAGCAUUUGGAAGAUUAUUUAUAGAGGCAAAACCUAAUCAUGCUUAUCCUUAUAAAUACCACUUUCCAUAGUUUAUAACACUGGCUAAGUCUUCUCAAGGUGGCUAGCUGAGUUCAUAGGCCUCCUUACUUGGGAGCAAGUUCCCACAGAAUAUCUGGUCCUAUUUUUCAGAUCAUGUUCUCAGAGGUAAACACUCUUCUUCUUAGCCUGCCUUGAACCUUCUCCUCUGAAGUCACAGUCUCUGAAAGCUUCUGAUCCAGGUCCUGAAAUUUCUUCUUGAAUUUCUGUGUAUGAAACUGAACUUCCCCUUAGUGUGACAAGAGUCAUGCUUUGACAUGUUAGCAUCAGUAGUCUAAGUUAACUCUUGAAUGUAUGUGUGAUGGAAAUACAUGUGAAUCAUGUCAUUAAAAACAUGGUGGUAAAGUGACUGAAACAGUCAUGCA